Adineta ricciae is the source of this 366-nucleotide messenger RNA. The record is from the annotation of a GenBank genome assembly. NCBI's taxonomy places the organism in Eukaryota, Metazoa, Rotifera, Eurotatoria, Adinetida, Adinetidae.
AUGUCACGUCAAUUUGGUUCAAUAUAUAGUGGAACCAGCGGAGGGAGUAUUGAUCCUUCGUCGGGCAUAUCAAAUCGUCCUGUAUCAUUAGCUAAUAUCGCAACUGCGUUCUUAAGCGAACGAAAAACUUCCGCGCGUCGUUCAAGUAGUGGACCGCGAAAACAGCGAUUAGCCAGCAAAGGACAAUCUAUUUCCAUUUCUAAACGUCAAUCAAGUUAUACGACAACAACAGAUGAAAUCCUAGGUGGCCGACGAUCAUCGGUUGACAAUAUGAAUGACGUUAUUGCAACACUUUUUUCAUCUCAUAAUGGACCGACUAAUAGUGAUAAUAAACAUCGAUCUAAUGCAAUGUCAUUAACGAAAUGA